This is a messenger RNA of Candidula unifasciata, 1857 nucleotides long. Lineage: Eukaryota; Metazoa; Mollusca; Gastropoda; Stylommatophora; Geomitridae. The record is from the annotation of a GenBank genome assembly.
AUGGAACUGAAUCCGUUAGACUUUCAGAUCUUCGUGCAAGCUCAUGGCAAACAGCUGCAGACUUCAGCUGUGCCGAAACUCUUCUGGCAAACUUUAUACACCAAGCUGAUAAGAGAGUUGCACGAUGACGAAAUGCUGUUUGAGAUCCAGAACGAUCCUGAGGCACCACUGACAACAGUUACUGGUGGCUGGAGGGCUAUGUGCUGCGCUUCUUCACCAAUCCAACCUAAUGACCCUAAAAGCAUCUACCUUAUUGACCACAUAUGGACUCAUGAAAUUAAAGAAGUGCGGCCAGCCCUGGAAGGUGACCCAGACCUUACCAAAAGAAUGACAAACUUAAUGGCCAUUGAAGCUGAUGGAUUAAGCAAGGAGAAGCAAAUUCACAAGAUCUUGGACUACAUGUGGUGCUUCGUCCAGACAUCUUUUGGAAGAAUUGCCCUGGACACUGAAACUACUAAACCCAAGUGGUUUAUUAUGGAUGAGUUUGGAAGUCGCAUCCACCACUCAGACACGCCCAACUUUCGAGUCAUCCCAUUUUACUACAAGGCUAUUGAGAGAGCAUUCUCCAUCAUGUGGCCGCUGAUGGAAGUAAGGAAUGGAGAUGAAGUAACAAGGGACUUUGUGUUUGGAGAACUUGAUACUGCCAAACGUCGUGCACGCCUCAUUCCUUGGACACACCACAAUGUCAUACGUAUCAGCUUUGAACAUGUGGAGCCAGAAGUUUCCUAUUUCCAGAAGGGCAAAGAGGAUGAAACCUGGCCACCAGCUGACUUUGAGUUUGAAGGUCUACCUGUGGAUAGAAAUCUUAAGGUGUACAUUGAAAGCCUGGACUUAAAGAAGCUGCUCACAGAUAAAAGGUUUGAAGUUGUGGAUGACCCAGUUCAGGCGGAUAUCUAUUGGUUCUGCACGCGAUUUGGUGACUUCAAAGCGUUCGGUGAAACUAAAUCUAAAUGCAUGAUCAACCAGUUUCCAUGUCAGAAUGUUCUGACAUCAAAGGACCUGCUUGCUGUUACAGCUAGGCGCUCUUCUGAGAUAACUGACCCUUAUGAUAUAGAAUUGUCCUUGAUGUCCAAUCCCAGAUGGCUGCCCACAACAUACGACUUAUCUACAGAGUUAUUAAGAUUUGUUUCCUUCUUUCAAAACAGAUCCAGAAGGAUGUUGGAUAACCAUUGGAUUUGUAAGCCACUCUAUUUGGCUCGUGAUCUUGAUACUCAUAUCACUGGGAACAUAGACAGGAUAAUCAGGGUGCUUGAGACAGGACCUAAGGUUGUUUGCAAGUAUGUGGAUAACCCUGUUCUGUUUCUCCGCUCGGACAUCUGGUGUCCUGUCAAGUUUGACCUCCGGUUCUUUGUUCUCUUGACCAGUGUUAAGCCCGUACAGUUUUAUGUGCAUGAGAUGUUUUCUGUGAGAUUUUGUAACAAACCUUUUUCUCUUGACUCCUUGGAUGAGCCUGAAGUACAUUUUACCGUCAACGAGCAUAGCAAAGAGAACACAUAUCAUCUCAGCUGUGAGACCUUUAUAUCCCAGUUUGAAACGCAGAACCCAGACCAUAAAUGGAUUAAUAUUUUGAAUGACAUCUUUAAGUGCCUGAAAAAACUGUUUGAGGCAGCUACUUCUAUGCCACCACCAAGAGGCAUCUGCCCUUCUCCUCAGUCUCGAGCAAUGUAUGCGUUUGAUGUAUUGCUGGCCUGGGACCAAAAGCUUUCUGGAAUAAAGACCAUUCAGCCCAAAAUUGUGGAUGUAAACACCAAUCCAGACUUGACCCAAUUCUGCAAAUAUCACCCUUCCUUCAUGAAUGAAAUAUUCACUGUGCUUUUCAUGGAUGAAACCAGCUGCAAGCCAGUCAUCCCUUUGUGA